Molecule: messenger RNA, 876 nt
Organism: Fonticula alba
Lineage: Eukaryota; Rotosphaerida; Fonticulaceae
Exons: 2
Coding region: 1-876 (291 amino acids)
Biological process (GO): protein localization to plasma membrane
Cellular component (GO): plasma membrane
Source: RefSeq, a predicted model, not a curated record
AUGGGCGUUUCUCCCCUCCGGGACGUCUCCGAUGACUCGGAGUACCUGAACUCGCUCGGUGUCAAGCGCACGGCCGAGGUCAAGCGUGACGCGCGCAUCGGCGAGGCCGCGGCCAACAGCUACGCCAAGUGCCGGCAGGACACGGCGGUCCUCAAGUCCAAGGAGGCCACCGACAAGGCGGAGACCGCCAUCCGCGAGGCGGAGAUGAAGUUCCGCACGCAGAAGGCCAAGUACGAUGCCGAGGUGGCGGCCGAGCGGGCCAAGGCCAGCAAGGCCGGCGAGCUGCAGACCGCGCGUACCAUGCAGGAGGUGGAGCAGGCCAACAUCGAGAUCGAUGCCAUCGAGCGCCGGCAGCAGAUUCUCCUGGAGGAGGCGGAGGUCGAGCGCCAGCACCACAUCCUCCAGGCCAAGGUCCACCGCGUGGCCGAGGCCAACCUCUUCCGCGAUGAGCAGAUGGCCGAGGCGCACUACAACUCCACGCGCCUGCUGACCGAGGUGGCGGCCCACUCGCUCCUGGUCACCGGUGAGGCCGAGGCCGAGGUCAUCCGCAUCAAGGGUCAGGCCGAGGCCGAGGCGCUGGCUCUCAAGGCCAAGGCGUGGGCCAGCUACCCGCGCGGGGCGCACAUCGAGCAGCUUGUGCAGACCCUGCCGGAGAUUGUGGAGGCCGUGUCCAAGCCCCUGAGCAAGGUGGAGGACAUUACUCUGGUCAGCUCCGGCGGGGCGGACGCCGACAUCGGUGCUGCCCGCCUGACCGGCGAGGUGGUCCGCAUUGUGGGCCAGCUCCCGACCCUGGUCCAGGGCCUGACCGGCGUGGACAUUGCCAACACCGUGAGCGGCGGCGCCAAUGCCUCCGCCCGCGGGGGAGCGCGCCACUGA